CGUAAGUGUCGUCCAUCUGCAGAUGAUAAUAGGACAACCAUAGGAGACAUCGUUAAUACUGCAAUGCUCAACACACACAAAACUGUGUGGGUUUUUGACCUUGGCUUCCCCAUGGGUAGACAUCUCACUACUCUAGCGUUGGCCUCCUGCCUGAUCUUGAGUGUCUCCAGCCAGACGGCCAACAGCUUCAAAGACAGCACCAUAUCUUUAGAGAUUCUGGGAGAAGAUCCAACUUUCAAGAUGAUCCAAGCAGGUGUCUUCCCAGAUCAGCAACUCCCCUCCAACCAGUCGAAGGACUUUUCUGGAGAUGCCACCCCACAAGGUCCUCUACCAGUCAUGUGUACGAAGCCAACAGAAAUCCGGGAAGCCUUCAAGUACAUCAACACAUUUGUCUCUUGUACUAUCUUCAUCGUGGGCAUCAUUGGAAAUUCCACCCUGCUCAGGAUCAUCUAUAAGAAUAAGUGCAUGAGAAAUGGGCCUAAUGUCCUCAUUGCCAGCCUAGCCCUUGGAGACCUCUUCUACAUCCUCAUUGCUUUGCCUGUAAAUAUGUAUAAGGUAUUUAUUUAUUUUAUUCAUCCACUUACCAUUGCUAUUCAACUGGGUUUAUCACAUUCUGUCCAGAUCUUUGCAGCGUAUACAGGAGAAUAUCCUAUGAGAGAAUGCUUCAUCUUUUCCCAAGGUUCUGUUCAUGUCAAUGAUAACAUGUGUGUUUUCCAGCGCCGAGAAGUGGCCAAGACAGUGUUCUGUCUAGUGGUUAUCUUUGCCCUCUGCUGGCUUCCUCUUCAUCUCAGUAGGAUCCUCAAGAAAACCAUCUAUGACCCACAAGAUGUGGAUAGAUGUGAGCUGCUUAGUUUCCUUCUGGUUAUGGAUUACUUCGGCAUCAACAUGGCCUCUCUCAAUUCCUGCAUCAACCCUGUGGCUCUCUAUUUUGUUAGCCGGAAAUUUAAGAAUUGCUUUCAGUCCUGCCUUUGUUGUUGGUGCCAACGGCCAACGCUGGGCAUCCUCCCAACAGAUGACAAGGGAUCGGUGGGAAAAUGGAAAGCCAACGGGCAGGAACUCGACCGGAGCAGUUCUCACUUGAGUAACAAGUGCAGUUCAGCUUAG
Messenger RNA from Thamnophis sirtalis, 1104 nucleotides. NCBI's taxonomy places the organism in Eukaryota, Metazoa, Chordata, Lepidosauria, Squamata, Natricidae. The record is from RefSeq and is a predicted model, not a curated record.